Molecule: messenger RNA, 1056 nt
Organism: Mustela erminea (ermine)
Lineage: Eukaryota; Metazoa; Chordata; Mammalia; Carnivora; Mustelidae
Gene: GARIN5A
Product: family with sequence similarity 71 member E1
Exons: 5
Coding region: 98-763 (221 amino acids)
Cellular component (GO): nucleus
Source: RefSeq, a predicted model, not a curated record
UCGGUGACAUUUAAGCCUGGUCUGCCGCGUUGUGACGUGUAGAGCCCGCGGCGCCACCCACCCGUUUUCUCUGGCGGCACCUCCCUCCGCUCUCCCCAUGGGGCGGGGCGUUGCGAUGAUGCGGGGGCAAGAGAUUAAGCCGGCCCCCAGUGGAACAGGUGAGGAGGGACCAGGUGGGAUGGCAGAAUGCCCCCUGGUUCCGGGCUAUCCUACAGGCCGGCCCGGACGGCUCCAACGCCACCUCCUGAGCGGCGAGUUCGACCAGCUGCGAGACUUCCCCAUCUUUGAGAGCAACUUUGUGCAGGUGACCCGGUUAGGAGAAGUCGCCAACAAGGUCACCAUGGGGGUGGCAGCCUCCAGUCCAGCCCUGGAACUCCCAGACCUGUUGCUGCUGGCCGGCCCUGCCAAGGAUAACGGACGCUUGCAGCUCUUUGGGUUGUUCCCCUUGCAGUUCGUCCAGCUCUUCGUCCACGACGAAAGCCGCUGGCAACUCAAGGUCAAGUUCCGCACCGGCCGCGCCUUCUACCUGCAGCUGCGGGCCCCGGCCGAGAGCCGAGACCGGGAGUUCGGCCAGUGGGUGCGGCUGCUCUACCGACUGCGUUUCCAUUCGGCCGAGGGAGCCGUGCCUUUCACGCAGGAGUACUCGCCGGUGGAGGAUGGAGACGACGAGGACGAUGAGGACGACGACCUGAUAGAGCGGGAGGAGCUUCAAGCCAUGGAAGCCAGACUUGACCCACAGACCUCUGAACUCUGGGGACUCUGAUUCCUCCCAAUACCCCUGAGGUCACCAAAGGACCAGAGAUCAAAGUACCCUAUCUCAGGGCCAGAAAGAUGAAUUAUUAAAGUUAAUAAAGAUCGGCCACUUAAGAACCAACAAGCAGGUCAUGAGCACUUUUGUCAACAUCACCAGUUCAACAUGGCUGCCUCAACAUGGUGUUCGGUUCAUCGUGUGUGGCUCCCUGGGCCACCAUGAGACCUAGUGCCCACCAUUCCAUCAUGGCUACCUCACUAGAAUGGUCUUCCCCAUCUGGGCUUUGUUUCUUCUUUAACUCAUUG